Microbotryum saponariae is the source of this 1173-nucleotide messenger RNA. Lineage: Eukaryota; Fungi; Basidiomycota; Microbotryomycetes; Microbotryales; Microbotryaceae. The record is from the annotation of a GenBank genome assembly.
AUGCAAGGCGCAUUACUCAGCGGACUGACCGAGAAGCCGCAGCAGCGUGCCUUCAACCCUUACUCUGUACGUCCAUGUACGAUCACCACAGUGAACCGAUGACGAGUUCUCCGGCCACGGACGCUGACGACGCCUCCCCCGUGGCUCAUUGCAUCUCGGCUCACCGUCGUACAGGACAACGGAGGUGAGUCGGCUCUCGAUCCGCAGUCCCAUGUAGCACUUUCUCAUCAGCGGCGACGCGGCCUUUUCGCAGGCACGAUCCUGGCCAUCUCGUCCAAGGAUUUCGCGAUCGUCGCGAGUGACACGCGCCAGGCGGAGGGCUACAACAUCCAGACCCGCACGGCGAGGAGGUGUUACCAGUUGACCGAUCAGGUCGUCAUCGCCACCGUCGGCUUCCAGGCCGAUGCGAGCAACCUGGUCAAGAGGAUCAAGCAGAGGUUGGAGGUCAGUCGUGCGAUCGAUCUGUGGGAUCUGUGGGAUCUGUGGGAUGAGGUGUGGAGUGGGGGAGGAGGAGGGAGGAGGGGGUGACAGGCAUGGACUGAUACAGCGUCUCUCAACAGUGGUACUACCACACCCAUGGUGAAAAGCCGUCGUUGCCUUCGAUCGCUCGGUUGGUGCAGACGAUGCUCUACGGCAAGCGCUUCUUCCCUUACUACGCCUGGGUUAUUCGUACGUCGAUCCGCAUCGUCCAGCCACCACACUCUCACGCUCUCUGCCAUUCCACUCACAACCUUUCCGCUCUGCCCACAGUCGGAGGCAUCGACCGGGACGGAACAGGUGCGGUCUACUCGUUCGACCCGGUCGGUUCGUACGAAAGGGAAUCCUGUCGCGCCGCCGGGGCCGCGCAAUCGCUGGUCCAACCUUUCCUCGACAACCUCGUCUACGGCAAGAACCAAGUGCGUGACCCGGCGUUGCCCGCUCUCGCCAAGGGGGAGCGACCUGCCCAACCGCUGGAAACGGUGCUGGCGUUGGUGACGGAUGCGUUGACGGGCGCGGCGGAGAGGGAAAUCGCGGUCGGGGAUGGGUUGGACGUGUUUACGAUCGUGAAAGGGGAGGCGAUCAAGUAUCGUCAUAUCCGUGAGUGGAGAGACCUGUUUGCGCGGUCUCAGAGACGGGCUUGCUGAUUUGGGGUGAGGAUCGUCCGUGGUUCUGACAGCGCUCAAGAAGGAUUAG